CGCCUGAACGAGAACUACCCUGCCUGUGUCGCCAUCGCCGCCGUCAUGUACUAUUUUCUGUCAGCGUCGUUCCUCUGGAUGAACGUCAUGAGCAUCGACAUCUGCCGAACGUUUCACUCCAACAGGUACAAAAUCAAAUCUAAAAAGAUCUUCAUCCAAUACUCAAUCUACGCCUGGACGGUCCCAUUAUUAAGCACCGUCAUCGCCGUCUUCGUGGACCAGUUCUCCUCUGAGACCUUUGUGCUGACACCGCAGUUCGGGACGCAUAACUGCUGGUUCAACAACAAGUGGGGCCUUGUCAUGUUCUUCACCUUCCCGUCCGGCCUCGUCGUCCUCUUCAACAUGGUGCUCUAUGGAUCUCCCGUCUACGACAUCUACAGGCAGCACACGUUCAGGCGAGUGCGCUCGUCGACCGUGAGGAAGAACGGACCAGCCGAGGAAGAAGAAAAGCUCGGGAGGGGGGAGAAUGAGAGGGAGACGUGCCUGAAAGAAGUCCGACACGGACGGCACGGAGACCAUGCCCCGAAGGACAAGAGCAGUGAUGAAAAUCGCUCGUCUUCCGGGAGUAUCCUCUUCAUCAUUUUUCAAAACGGGCUUCAGGGAACCUUCAUCUUCAUUGCCUUCGACUGCAAGCAGAAGCAAUGGGACGAACGCAAGCAAAGGUUCAGAGGAGAGACGCCUUGCAGAGUGGAGCAAAGUCGUCCUUCAAGUACAGAAACAAACGUCAAGACGAUCUCGUCAUCAGGAGGUCACUACACAGUACCGGUGUCUUCCAAUCAACGGCACAGGACAGGGCUACUUUGGUACUCAUCCAACGCACAAGAACAGGCAUAUUCCCGUCCCCCGAAACGAAUCAUUCGUGUAUGA
Molecule: messenger RNA, 867 nt
Organism: Penaeus indicus
Lineage: Eukaryota; Metazoa; Arthropoda; Malacostraca; Decapoda; Penaeidae
Product: probable G-protein coupled receptor Mth-like 1
Exons: 2
Coding region: 46-867 (273 amino acids)
Biological process (GO): G protein-coupled receptor signaling pathway; cell surface receptor signaling pathway
Cellular component (GO): membrane
Molecular function (GO): G protein-coupled receptor activity
Source: RefSeq, a predicted model, not a curated record